CGGAAGUGAUACUUUGGUCUCCUACGUUUUCAGAUAACGCCAUAGCAUGUGGUUUGUUCUUCACUGAUUGAGUGAACCCUGUUAUUCAGCUCAGUUUCUCUGCUGCUUCUCUGCAGUUGUUUGAAACAUAUUAGAUUCUGAACGGACGCUCCUGUCUCUUGUUUUCAAGCUGGCGAAAGAAACCACGGCCCAGAAUUUAAAAUGUCACAGGCCACUAAACGCAAACAUGUCGUGAAAGAAGUCCUCGGAGACUUCAUCACUCCCACAGAGAACCAGCAGAUCGUGAAGGUGAUCGGUAGCCGUGGCAACAACCUCCAUGAAACAAUCACGGCUCAGGGCGAGACCUUCCUGGUGAGCAUGCCCACCAAGUUCCGCAAGAACAUCUGGAUCAAGAGAGGAGAUUAUGUGGUUGUGGAUCCUAUUGAAGAAGGAGAGAAGGUGAAGGCAGAGAUCAGCUUCAUUCUCUACAAAGAUCACAUUCAGGACCUGCAAAAACGGCAACUCUGGCCCCAGGGUUUUAUGGCGGAGCGGCCAUCACUGGACAAGGCCAGCAGGAAGGAGGAGGACGAGGAGAAAGAGGAGGAAGAAGGGGAUUCUGAAGAUGACAGUGACCUCUUCGUGAACACCAACCGCUGCAACUACCAGUACAGUGAGAGCGAAGAGGAUGACAGUGAGGAAGAGGAGGAGGAAGAGGAAAGGACAGGAAAUGGAUCAUAGCUGCAGCGGAACAACAAAAGUAAACCUGCGAACUGAAAAGAUCCACUGACUGUUCAGCUGUCAUUACCGACCGGUUAAAAUUUUGCUUUUGGGCAACAGCUCCCUCUGCUGGCCAGUUGGAGCUCCUUCACUGACUCUCAGAUUUUCAGCUUCUGCCCAAAAUCAUCUAAAAUGUUCAAGUGGAAUUAAAAUAUAACCAGAAUUAGCAUCACAUACAGUGCUCUUCGUCUUCCUAACAUCAGCAACACCGACGCACAGCGAAAAAGUUAUGCGAUUGAUACAGCUGCUGCUGCUUCGCCCGUCACCAAGGCGCCAAACGGGCUUUAUAAGGUUUCACAUCUUGAUCUGUUAACCGGAAAGAAUCAAAGGCACAAUUCAGCCCAUGAGGACAUUUUGAAAAUGGAGCGUAUGAGGAAAACAGGAACGGUUGUGAUCUCCUCUUCCACUUGAUCUAUCAGAGCCCAUAUAAAUGUCAAAGUGAUUCUGUUUGAUUCAUUUCUUCUAAUACGUACAUGUUAAAUGUCACAGUGUGAUCAAACUGUCUUAUAUAAAUAAAAGCACCUCCUGUGCUCGGGCAUUACAGAGCGAGGCGACAAACCUGGGCUCUGUUUUAGAAA
Cyprinodon tularosa is the source of this 1334-nucleotide messenger RNA. It is a transcript of the gene eif1ad, whose product is annotated as eukaryotic translation initiation factor 1A domain containing. Bases 202 to 717 code for a protein of 171 amino acids. Gene Ontology annotation, molecular function: RNA binding; translation initiation factor activity. The transcript is spliced from 5 exons. Gene Ontology annotation, biological process: translational initiation. Gene Ontology annotation, cellular component: nucleus. Lineage: Eukaryota; Metazoa; Chordata; Actinopteri; Cyprinodontiformes; Cyprinodontidae. The record is from RefSeq and is a predicted model, not a curated record.